AUGGAAAUAACUGCGCGAUACAUUCCAGAAAGUUGUAGCAAAUCAAGAAGAGCUCACCGAGCAUUAGGCGAACCCUCCAGCCAAGCCAAAAAUUUAGCCACCCUGGUCUUUAUUCAAACUAUCCAAUCCAAUAUUUUACGGUCGGCCGUCAGUUUUAAUUCUAGUUGUAAACGUUUGGAUAGUUCGGUAGGAACCUGCAGGAGGCGAUUGUAUAGUGUUGAUUUAAGUUAG
Messenger RNA from Brugia pahangi, 231 nucleotides. NCBI's taxonomy places the organism in Eukaryota, Metazoa, Nematoda, Chromadorea, Rhabditida, Onchocercidae. The record is from the annotation of a GenBank genome assembly.